Molecule: messenger RNA, 1995 nt
Organism: Acaromyces ingoldii
Lineage: Eukaryota; Fungi; Basidiomycota; Exobasidiomycetes; Exobasidiales; Cryptobasidiaceae
Product: MBOAT-domain-containing protein
Exons: 2
Coding region: 1-1995 (664 amino acids)
Biological process (GO): ergosterol metabolic process
Cellular component (GO): endoplasmic reticulum membrane
Molecular function (GO): ergosterol O-acyltransferase activity
Source: RefSeq, a predicted model, not a curated record
AUGACGGCCAACACUACUGUCACGACCGAGGUCGUCGGCGAGGCGGCCAACCACGACGUGAUCAAGAAGGAACAGACGAUCCAGUUCACCCAUCUCGGUGGCGUCCGCGGCAUCUCGCACAACAUUGACGGCGAUGGCGGCGUCCAUCUCCGGCCCAUGAGCAGCGCACGGCAGAAGACCUCGUCGCGGGCCAUGGGUGGUGCGCGCUCGGGGAAAAAGAUCCGCUCCCUCGUCUCCUUCAAGCCGCGCCAGUCGCACUUUGACCGGCACAACGUCGAGGCGGCCAAGGAUCCCUUCCGGGGCUUCUACACGCUCUUCUGGAUCGGCCUCGGCAUCAUGGUCCUCAACACCUUCUACGCCUCGUUCAGCUCCACGGGCCAGAUUCUCAGUCUCACAUUCGCCACGCUCUUUUCCCGCGACGCCUUUGUCCUCGCCCUCUCCGACGGCGCCCUCGUGCUGUCGACGUUUGUAUGCGUGCCCUUUGCCCUCGUCCUCAAGCGCGGCUGGGCCCGCUACUGGCCGACGCUCGUCUGGCUCCAGCACGCCUGGCAGGCGGCCCUGCUCGGGUGCGUGAUCCAGUGGACCCACUACCGCGACUGGCCGUGGGUGCAGAGCGGCUUCUUUGUCCUCCACACGCUCAGCAUGAUGAUGAAGAUGCACUCCUACAUGGCCGUCAACGGGAGCAUGGCCGACAACUACUGGCGGAUGAAGCGCCUCGAGGGCAUCGUCGAGGAGCGCGUCGUCGAGCUCGACGGCGGGCCCCGCGACGCCGAGCAGCCCGUGGGCAAGGGCGGCGUCAGCGAGGAGGCCUGGCAGCGCGCAAUCCAGCAGGCCAAGCGCGCCGAGGACGACCUUCUGGCCAACCACGGCCACGGAAGCAGCGAUGGCGGCGAUGGCGGCGGCGAUGUCGAGACGAGGGUCGCAAAGAGCCCCAUGGACGGCCUCGCCGAGCAGCGGGGCACCAGCGUGCUCCGGCAGCGCGCCAACGAGUCGAUUGUCGAGCGGCGCAGGAGCCUCAAGGCGCCCGUGCCGCAGUCCGCAGCAGCAGCAGGAGCUACAGCAUCAGCAGGAGCGACCGCUACAACAGGAGCAGCCACCGCAGCAACGGGAGCGGCCAGCGAGGGGAAAAAGGACGAGCAGCUGAUCCGCGACCCACACCCUCUGGCCAACCACCCGGACAAGAUCAUCUCGGACCUGUGCCGCGAGAUUGAGCAGAUCCGCGAGGACCUCACGUCGAGCCAGACGAUGCCUGCCACCGAGGGCAGCUUCGACGGUGCACUGCACGAGACGACAAUCAAGACGGUGACGUGGCCCUCGAAUGUGACGCUGGUCAACUUCUGCGACUACCUCCUCGUGCCCACGCUCGUCUAUGAGCUCUCGUACCCGCGCACAAAGGGCAUCCGGCCCCUCUACCUCCUCGAAAAGGCCCUCUCUGGCUUUGGCACCUUUCUCGUCAUCUACGUCAUCACCGAGCACUGGAUCAUGCCCCGCCAGCCGGACCCGUCGACGCCGCUCCUGCGCACCUUUCUCGAGCUGGCCUUUCCCAUGAUGAUCAACUACCUCCUCAUCUUUUACGUCAUCUUUGAGGCCUGCCUCGCCUUCUUUGCCGAGCUCACCUGCUUUGCCGACCGUCUCUUCUACGAGGACUGGUGGAACUCGACGAGCAUGGACGUCUUCUCACGCAAGUGGAACCGGCCCGUGCACACGUUUCUCCUUCGACACGUCUAUGCGAGCAGCAUCACCGUCGGCGCCUCCAAGACGGGCGCCAUGUUUGUCACCUUUCUCCUCUCCUCGCUCCUCCACGAGCUCGUCAUGGCCAUUGUCAGCGGCAAGAUCCGCGGCUACCUCUUUGCCAUGCAGAUGGCCCAGAUUCCCCUCAUGGCCCUGGCCCAGGUGCCGCUGGUGAAGCGAAACGAGACGCUGGGCAACUUUAUCUUUUGGACCGGCCUCAUGAUUGGCUUUCCUAUGCUCAACAUCGCAUACAUUACCUACUAA